Messenger RNA from Chionomys nivalis (European snow vole), 7467 nucleotides. It is a transcript of the gene Gramd1b, whose product is annotated as GRAM domain containing 1B. Bases 723 to 2807 code for a protein of 694 amino acids. Gene Ontology annotation, biological process: intracellular sterol transport. Lineage: Eukaryota; Metazoa; Chordata; Mammalia; Rodentia; Cricetidae. The record is from RefSeq and is a predicted model, not a curated record. Gene Ontology annotation, molecular function: sterol binding; sterol transfer activity. The transcript is spliced from 21 exons. Gene Ontology annotation, cellular component: endoplasmic reticulum-plasma membrane contact site; endoplasmic reticulum membrane; plasma membrane.
GGAAGAAAAGAGAGAGAGAGAGAGAAAGAGAGAGAGAGAGAGAAAGAAAACGCAAAGGGACUUUUGUACCGCUGCAUGGCCACACCAAAUAACAGCCACUGAGGGAGGUGGGGGGGUUGAAGAAAAUAAAAAGGGGGCCAUGCUUAAAAUUCCAGAGCAGUACGAAACAGCAGAACAGGAGAGCGUCCCCAGCCUAUGUAAGCUGUGUCCCCUGUCCCCUCCCCAGUAGACACAGGGCUUUUGGAUGGGCAUGGAGGUGAGUGCCCUCCAACCUCCUCAGGGCCCCUGCUCCCUGCCCCCACCCCUACUGCCCAAUGCAUGAAUGAAUGGGUUUUCUGCACUGCACUCUGCUGCGUUCCUAAUGGCUUCCAGGAGGGCGCAGGAUUUAAGAGCAACAUCCAGUUUCCUCACGGGGGAUUUGCAUUAUGGGCAAUUACAGGAACCCCUCUCCGUUUGUGAUGCCCUGUCCAGAUUUAUUCCUUUUAAGACUCCUUCAGACAAAAUGACAAGGCCAGCCAGGAGUUUGGAAGUGAUGUCAUAUUUCAGUUUUUUAUCGAUUAAGAAGUCAGAAUAAAGACUGAGCGCCGGAGUUAUAAAGAAGGCAGACUUGGCCAGCUUCACAAAGCACUGCCAGUAACUCCAACCGCAGCACGCCGGCCUGCUCCCCCAUCCUCCGGAAGCGGUCCCGCUCGCCAACGCCACAGAACCAAGACGGAGACACCAUGGUGGAGAAGGGCUCAGAUCACUCCUCGGACAAAUCCCCAUCCACCCCGGAGCAGGGUGUGCAACGCAGUUGCUCUUCACAAUCUGGUCGAAGUGGUGGCAAAAAUUCCAAGAAAAGCCAGAGUUGGUACAAUGUAUUAAGCCCCACUUACAAGCAGAGAAAUGAAGACUUCAGAAAGCUCUUUAAGCAACUUCCAGACACGGAGCGCCUCAUUGUUGAUUACUCUUGUGCACUCCAAAGAGACAUUCUUCUUCAGGGCCGACUCUACCUCUCAGAAAAUUGGAUCUGCUUCUACAGCAACAUCUUCCGAUGGGAAACUUUGCUAACAGUCCGUUUGAAAGAUAUCUGUUCCAUGACUAAAGAGAAAACAGCUCGCCUCAUUCCCAAUGCCAUCCAAGUCUGUACUGAUUCAGAAAAGCACUUUUUUACUUCAUUUGGGGCCCGGGAUAGGACAUACAUGAUGAUGUUCCGGCUCUGGCAGAAUGCUCUCCUUGAAAAGCCCCUAUGCCCCAAGGAGCUCUGGCACUUCGUCCACCAGUGCUACGGGAACGAGCUGGGUCUCACCAGUGAUGAUGAGGACUAUGUGCCUCCAGACGAUGACUUCAACACCAUGGGCUACUGUGAAGAGAUCCCUGUAGAAGAGAAUGAAGUGAAUGACAGCUCAUCCAAAAGCAGCAUAGAGACCAAGCCUGAUGCCAGCCCACAGCUGCCCAAGAAGUCCAUCACCAACAGCACGCUGACCUCUACGGGAAGCAGUGAAGCCCCUGUCUCGUUUGAUGGCUUGCCACUGGAGGAAGAGGUGAUGGAGGGUGAUGGGUCCCUGGAGAAGGAGCUUGCCAUUGACAACAUCAUAGGAGAGAAGAUUGAGAUCAUUGCACCUGUGACCUCCCCUUCGCUGGACUUCAACGACAAUGAGGAUAUCCCGACCGAGCUCAGUGAUUCUUCAGAUACCCAUGAUGAAGGAGAGGUGCAGGCCUUCUAUGAGGACCUGAGUGGAAGACAGUAUGUGAACGAGGUCUUCAACUUCAGUGUGGACAAACUCUACGACCUGCUCUUCACCACCUCACCCUUCCUCCGGGACUUCAUGGAGCAGCGGCGCUUCUCUGAUAUCAUCUUCCAUCCGUGGAAAAAGGAGGAGAAUGGAAACCAGAGCCGCGUGAUCCUCUACACGAUCACCCUCACUAACCCCCUGGCUCCCAAAACCGCCACUGUCAGGGAGACACAGACCAUGUACAAAGCGAGUCAGGAGAGUGAAUGUUACGUGAUAGAUGCUGAAGUCCUUACCCAUGACGUGCCAUACCACGAUUACUUCUACACCAUCAACCGCUACACCCUCACCCGCGUGGCCCGGAACAAGAGUCGACUCAGGGUUUCCACAGAGCUCCGCUAUCGAAAACAGCCCUGGGGCUUUGUCAAAACUUUCAUCGAGAAGAACUUCUGGAGCGGAUUGGAGGACUACUUCCGCCAUCUAGAGUCUGAGCUAACCAAAACAGAAAGCACCUACCUGGCUGAGAUGCACAGACAGUCACCCAAGGAGAAGGCCAAUAAGUCUUCAGCGGUACGGAGGAGGAAGCGCCCCCAUGCCCACCUGCGGGUACCUCACCUGGAAGAGGUGAUGAGCCCUGUCACCACACCCACUGAUGAAGAUGUGGGCCACAGGAUCAAGCACGUGGCAGGUUCCACGCAGACUCGGCAUAUCCCCGAGGACACUCCCAAUGGUUUUCACCUACAAAGUGUGUCCAAGCUGCUGCUGGUUAUCAGCUGUGUUCUGGUGCUGCUGGUUAUCCUUAACAUGAUGCUCUUUUACAAGCUGUGGAUGCUGGAAUACACCACACAGACCCUCACUGCCUGGCAGGGUCUCAGGCUCCAAGAAAGGUUACCCCAGUCACAGACAGAAUGGGCCCAGCUGUUGGAAUCCCAACAAAAGUACCAUGAUACAGAGCUCCAGAAGUGGAGGGAGAUCAUCAAAUCCUCAGUGAUGCUCCUGGACCAGAUGAAGGACUCACUCAUCAACCUUCAGAAUGGCAUCAGGUCCCGAGACUACACGUCUGAAAGCGAUGAGAAGAGGAACCGCUAUCAUUGACAAGGCAGGACCAGGGGUGGCUGCAAGAGGCCUGUGCAAUACAUGUACAUAGACCCUAUAAAUAUAUAUAUAAAUAUAUAUAUAUAUACAGAAUAUAAAUAUAUAUUAUAUACAGAUUUUAAAAAAUGAGAUAAUGCCUAUGUACCAGGGAGAAGGAGCGGGAACUCCCGCCCCCUGUGCCGGCCAGAGCAGCGUUUUCCCUCCACCGUGGAGGGACCGAGGAGGGCAGGGACCACCUCUCAGCACCAACCUCCCCUGACCCUCCUCUUCCCAUCUUCUGUUCCUCACCCCUUCCCUUGCUGGCCAUUCUUGGCCCUUAGAAGGGAAAUGUGGCUGAGCCAAAGUUAAUGCCUGUGAAGACCCUUGGGUCUUCAAAGACGUUCCAAGAGGGCAUUGCUUACGGUGCUUCAUUCCCUAACCCACUUUUGAUUUGUCUCUAGAGUAAAAGAGAACCUGUUCUUCCCCCCACCCAGUGCUUCCCAAGGCCUUCUCUUGGGAACAGGAAGAAUGGAGAGGGCAGGAGCCCCAUCCAAAGUCCCCCAGGAGACCAUUGGUUAGGACCACUCUGAAAGCCAGGUGGCGAGGACUGUGAAGAGGCUGCAUUCGUGGGCCUGGGCUGUGGGGCUGCAGGCUCCUCAGCUCUGGCGUCUGAAGGGAAUUCUCCUCAACCACCCCCACACCUUCUUCUGUCCUGAGUAGGUUGUGGUGUGGAACCCACAAGGGCUGGGACUUUCUAAUUCUCCCACUCCCUUUCUCUCUGCUCUUCUCCCAGGCUGGCUCUGGAGAAGUGUCACUUUUUAGUGCCUAAAGUCCUAUUGUUUCUCUGUGCCCUAAGAGCACAUUGUUUCUUAGCCAGGGUGGAGCCUUUUUGACCUUGUUUAAAAAAACAAAACAAAACAAAAAACAAAAACCUCUUUUAGUGGUUAUAAACCAGUCAGGUCUGUGGCUCUAAUUCUUUCCCUUUGAGCUGUGAGUUCGAUGUCCAGGGUAAGUCAGGGUGUCCUAGUCCCUCCAGGCUUUAGAAGACAGAGAACAUUCUAGAAACAUGGAUUACAGGGCUUGCCCAGAAUCUCAUAUGAGUAGUGAGCACAGUAGCCAAGCCACUCAGAGGGCUAACAGCAUCCUUAACUCUUGGUAAAGAAUCAGCGUUAGCAAUAGAGGCAGUUGCGCAGGGAAAAUGUGUGAGCCAACAGAGGGAGGAUUUGGCACAGAUGCGUAUGUUUGGUUAGGGAGAGGCCAGCUCAGUUCUGUUUCUCAGGCUUAGGAGUGGCGGCUCUGAUGGGUAUGUGUGUGCAAAUCUCUUUAUAAUCUCUGGCCCCAGUGAGCUAUAAAGUCACCAAGAAAUAAAAGGAAGAUGCUACGUUAGGAACUUGAGCCAGUCAGGGCCUGGCCUUCUUAAUGUUAGCCCAUCAGGACUCAGGCUUUCACAUGAUCUCAAGGGCCCUUCUGGGCAGAUUCAUCCUCCUCCCUUAGAGUGUCUCCUGCUCUUCCAUCAGAUGACUCAAGGACCCCUGCCAGCCCCAGGCACCGCUCAUGUUGGUCCAUAGUAGUAAAUAAAUACUUCCAGGUUGGCAUGGAAGCUUCUCCGAGCUGGCCACUUCUCAAGUCCAGAGCAAGACAGAACCACAGAUUUCCCAGAGCAUCGGUACAAAGGGAGCAAGAUGGUGCUGGUUAUCUACGCCAAAGAGAAAGUUACCUUCUCCUCUUAGCAUUGUCAGAACAUUCCAUCUGGGCAGUGAAAGAAAGAAAGGCUUUGAUAUUGCAGUGUCCUGGAAAAAUAGACCUUGGUGUUUCUUGAAGGGCAGAAUCACAAAAUAGGAUGUAACCCUGGAUCAACCUCUGAUGACGGGAGACGAAGGCUCAGUGCCUAGCUAGCAUCACUAGCGCUCUUCCGGGAAAGCAGGGGUGAAGAAAUGCAUUCAGUGUUCCUUUAAAGUAGGGUUUUGAGGGCUUUGCUGGUGAUGAUCUAGACCCACAAGCCCUGAGACAAAGAAGGGAGAAUGGUCCCAUUUGAAAUGGCUAGGCAGUUUCCUCUUGGAAUAGCCAGAAGCUAAAAGUAUUCCCAGAAACUUUUUGAAAACAAAAUUGGAAACUCCAAAUUUAUUGCAUUUGUAGUUAUUUACUUAUUCAGAUGAAUUCAAAGGUAUUCACUGGGGGUGGUGAGGGGCCAAGUAAAGUAACAGAAGAAGCCCUGACCACAGAGAGCUGCUUUUCUUUGGCCUGCAGGAUCAUUUAGAGGAGGAAAAUCCCUGAUUUGUCCUAGAGAGCCUUCUGUUUUCUGAUGGACCCAGAUGAUAUAUGUGUGUGAGGAAUAGCCCCCAGGAUACUAGCUUUCCUGUGAGUUGCUUUUGUCUUAGCUUGGACUUUUAAACCAGGAAGAAACCAACAACUUGGUUUGUUCCCAAACACAACUCCCUCCCCACCCUUAGUCAAUACUUUGUGAGAGAGAAGGGAACUCACCCUUUAGCAACCAAAGCAAGUGCCCUGGAUGAUAGCCCAGCAAUUAGCUAGCUGUUUGCAGGAGGUCAUGGAAGCUGGCAUGCCUCGGGUGCCUUCUUCCAGCUGGCAGGUUUUCUCUGUUUGUCCGUUGUAGAUAUGUAUUGAUCUUUCUGUAUGGAUUUGUAGGCAAGACAGUCAAGUGCUUUCGCUGGACCAAGAGUGGCGAGAUCUGGGCUUGAGUCUUGACUGUGCUGUUGGAAAGUUGUGCGGCCUUGGUUAAGUCCCCAUCACCAAGCUUCACGAUCCACUUGUCACAGAAGAGGGUCAGCAAAUGACCUCUAAUGUGAGUUCUAGGUUUGAUCUUGACUCCGAGAUUAGACCAGAGACUAGUGAGAUGUGGGGUUCCCAAUUCUGAUGGCUGUCCUGCCAGGGCAGGUGAGCGUUGCUCUUGACUAGGAGGUCUAGGGGGUCCCAGUGGCAGGGAUAGCCUUGCUGAGUGUUAGCCCAGGAGAACGUUUCUUCCUCCUUUGGCCUAGGUUUAGUUUGGAGUUGGUUUAUGCUUAGAGGAGGAUAACAGCAAGAAGUGUAUCAUUUUGGACCGAGUCCAUCUUCCAUCUCCAGGCACUGUGAAUCCUUUCUACUGUUCAUACUCCUUCCUCACUGACGGAAGACACAAUGGGAAGAAGCCAUUCCCAGUUCUAGAACUUGUGUUUUGCUCAGCCAAAACCCUGAUGUGGUUUGCAUAAAUUAGGAAACUUUUGCUGAAAUCCUUGGCUUGCCUUUGGGCACUGGCAUCAAGGAGUAGGGAGCACUGGGGAACCUCAAGAAGAAUUUGCCACAAGUGGAUUCCCUACUUGUCCAUAGCCUAUGCUGGGACUGGCCUACUGUCAUCAUAGGCGCUAUCUGUAAGAUGGGGUGUUGGGGACGUGACUGGCUAGGGGAAGACUCUUUCUGGACAGUUGUGCUCCUAGAAGGGUCCUUUCUGGGCCAUACCAUCCCACUUCCUUAGCUCUGCAGGGCAACCAAAGCCAGCCCUUCUCUCUAGGGCCUAGGAGAAAUAGCGCUCUUCUCUCUUCCCCCAGGUGGCAGGGCUGUGGUGGCCCUUCCUACACACCUGGACUCUGCCUGCCCUCUCCAGGACUCUCUCCCUCUCCCCAACCCCACCCCUGUCUCUAAGCUAUGGGGCAAUCAUUCCCAUUUUCCCUUUGCUGUUCUCUACUCCCAUCCCUCCGCCCUCGCCCCACUCCAGCAGGCUGGCCCUACUCCCUUCCAUCUCCGAGUCUUCUUCCAGAAGAUGCAUUUGGGUCUCAGAGGAGUGUUUUCUGGAAGGCCAUCUUUCCACAUCCCUGCAUUCCUGAUGUGAAUCAGGGAUUUGCACUGGGUGUAGAGAGCCUCCUCUCCCACCUCUCUGCCCCACCUCGUUACCUCACUCCUGCUCCAGCCAUUGUGAUGGGCUCAGCCAGCAACCUGUUCUGAUGUGCCGUGCAACAGCUCAGGGGUCUUGUGACUUGGAGGUCCUCAGCAGGCCUGGGAGCCCGGAUUGGAGCCUUGGCUGCCAGUGAGAUGCACUUACCUGCCAAGAUUUGCUGAUGCCAGACGAUCUCCCCAGCAUGUGAAUGCUAAAUGGACAUUGUCAUCUCUGCCCUUUGGUCCUCCUUGCUUCUCUCAAUACAAUAAGACACCUCAGAAGCAAAAUGGUGGCCCUUGCUCCAGGCAGGACAUCCGGCCGUCUGGGGAGUUGGCCCUGGGCUUCUGUAUUGUGUGCAAAGACUGCACAGUCACUUUUGCCAACAAGAAUGUAUGGCACCCCACAUUUCCUCACCUUGCACUCUAGGGCCAGACCACUCUCUGCAUGGACCAGACCCCCAAACCCAUGGUGCUUUUUUUCUCCCCUCACUCAACCUAGACCCUGAGGUGAGGAGGGAUGGAUUAGAGGCCAUAGUGGCCCCAUGGAUAUUCCCGACAUGGGGUGGAAUAGGGUGAGGUAGAGGGAGCAGCACCCAGCACCUGCACUGGACCACAAGUGGGAAAGAUCACGGGUUGCUUGCAGUUGAGUUGUCUGGCCGUCUGUAUUGGGAUCGAUAACUGUACUUUGCCUGGCGCUGUGCGCAAGGUCUGAAAACUUCCUGCUAGUCCCUAGAAACAUACAAGGCUACCCAGCCAAAUCUUAAUGUAAAGUAGCUAGAGCCAUGGAAGUCCAGUCUGAAUUAAAGGAAAAAAG